AUGUCCUCGUCGCUGAACCGCGUCGGUCACCACCAACAGCACCAGCGCCUUCCUCAACCGACGGGUCUCUCCGAGUCCGCCGUCCCUCACCAGGCCCUGGUCCGCGUGAAGGAGUGCUUUGAGAUCAUCCAGAAUGAGUUUGAGGCUGUCGCCAAAGACAACAACUCUCACUGGCAGGUGCAGCGCGAGGAGUACGAGCUGCAAAGUGAUGAGCUGGGCCUGAUCCGGAAAACGCUGUACGACCUCGAGGCGGCUCAUGGAAAGAUCAGGGCAGAGUAUGAGGCCGAGAUUGCUCGUCUGCGUCGAGAGUUAGAAGCUCGCGGGCCACCCGGUAACGGUCCUGCACCGGCAUCUCCUCCUCAUCUUCCGGCCCCCGGAGGACCGGAUGGUGAGCGCGGAGGUGGCCCCGGUUACCCUCCUUCCCUCCCGGGACCCCCUCUGAGCGGCGCUGAUGGAGCGGCGCGCUCACCGUACGCGUCGGGGCCGAUUCCGCGGCCAGUCUCCACCAGCCUAGAGCGCAAGGGCAGCGACGCGCGCGCCGUCGUUGCGCCUGGCAGCCCCACCCCUCACCUUUCAGAUCUGGACCCCGAUAACGUCUCGCGAGAGCUGAAGAAGGAGGGCUCUGACUGGUUCGCGAUCUGGUCUUCUCAGACCAAGAAGAAGCUGGACGUCUCGCUGGUGCACUCCCUUGUUCACGACACGGUUGUUUGCUGCGUCAAGUUCUCGCACGACGGCAAGUAUCUCGCGACGGGAUGCAACCGCACGGCGCAGAUCUAUGACACAAAGACGGGCGCGAAGACUUGUGUUCUCAUGGACGACACGACAACCAGGACGGGCGACCUGUACAUUCGCAGCAUCUGCUUCAGCCCCGACGGCCGGUUCCUUGCGACAGGUGCCGAGGACCGCCAGAUCCGUAUCUGGGACAUUCAGAAGCAGCGCAUCAAGCACCUCCUGCAGGGCCACAUGCAGGAGAUCUACUCGCUCGACUUUUCCCGUGACGGACGCUUCCUCGUCUCGGGCUCUGGCGACAAGUCGGCGCGCGUGUGGGACAUUGAGAAGGGCCAGUGUGUGUUCGACCUCCGUAUUGAGGACUUCAUUCACAACGAGCAGGGACCGAUCGACGCCGGCAUCACGUCUGUCGCUCUGUCGCCUGACGGAAAGCUCGUCGCUGCUGGCUCUCUGGACACGAUGGUCCGCGUCUGGAACGUCCAGACGGGACACCAAGUCGAGCGUCUUAAGGGGCACAAGGACUCGGUGUACUCUGUCGCCUUCUCGCCUGACGGCAAGUAUCUCGUGUCUGGCUCGCUCGACCGCACCCUCCGCGUCUGGGACCUGUCGCAGACGAAGCGUGCGCUCGACUCUGUCACCCCCGGUUCGAAGGAGUCGCUCGAGAAGGGCCUCGGCACAUGCGCCUCGACACUGAACGGCCACAAGGACUAUGUCCUCUCGGUAGCGAUUUCGCCCGACGGACAAUGGGUCGUGUCUGGUUCCAAGGACCGCUCGAUCCAGUUCUGGGACAUGACGACGGGACAGGCCCAGUUUAUGCUGCAGGGACAUAAGAACUCCGUCAUCUCGAUCGACCUCGCGCGAUCGGGCGGCCUGCUCGCCUCGGGCUCCGGCGACUGCCAAGCUAGGAUCUGGAGCUACUCACCGGUUUCUUAG
Trichosporon asahii var. asahii CBS 2479 is the source of this 1662-nucleotide messenger RNA. RefSeq names its product general transcriptional repressor. Lineage: Eukaryota; Fungi; Basidiomycota; Tremellomycetes; Trichosporonales; Trichosporonaceae. The coding region runs from base 1 to 1662 and encodes 553 amino acids. The transcript has 3 exons. Gene Ontology annotation, molecular function: protein binding. The record is from RefSeq and is a predicted model, not a curated record.